UUUGGUUUUUGUAGUAUUCGUGCACUACAUCAUGUGUCAGAUAAAUACAUGUAUGCACCUAACACAUUCUUCUUGUUUACUCUGCUGCUUUAGCUUUCAUUCUGCAUCAUCAUCAUCAUUUCGUCUCCUUCCGGCGCUUUUCUCUCUUUGUUUUAUUCUACCUCCACUUGCCUAACCAAAGAUGCAAUACUUUUUACCCAAGCUUAGCUUUCUCCUCUCUCUCCUAAAUAUCCCCUCUCUCCUCCUGUUCCUCCCACCUCUCUCCAUUUGUGUCCCUCCCUCCAUUUCCCCCCAGUUCUACCGGAAGCCUCUGCUGGCACGGACAACCACAAGUCAGGUCAUUCUGGGCGAGAGAGACAUCAACACCGUGUUCUACCGGACGGAGGACCUGGUAGACCUGCACACUGCCCUACACGAGAAACUGGAGCCUCAGUUGAGGGACUGGACUGUCAACACCUGCGUGGGGGACUUCUUUGUUGAACUGUGUAAGAACCUAAAGCUGUAUAAAGACUAUGUGGAGUUCUAUCAACAAUCUCUUCAAAGCCUCGAAAAGUUAAAGACGGAAUCAGCUCCUUUCAGAACUUUUCUAGAGGAUGUCCGAGCCACAGUCAUGGCUCACUAUAACGAUGUUCCAAGAGUCAACGAGCUUCUGAGGAGACCCAUUGAAAGACUACAGAGCUACUCUCUCAUCCUAAAUGAUCUCUGUCAACACACCCCAGAAGACCACAAGGACUACAGUGUUCUGAGACAGUCGCUACAUGUCAUGUCGGCAUUCAUAGCCAGCACCCAUGACCCCCAGUCCUUCAGCAAGUUGAGUGGUGGCUAUAACCGAGAACUGGUAAAGGAAGGACUAAUGGUGGAACUCUCGGAGGGCAUCCGGAAGGUCCGCAGAGUCUUUCUCUUCCACGACGUCGUCGUCUCCUCAAAACAAAAGCCCACGAGAGCUGGCGUGAAGUUUGAGCCCAAGUGGUACCUCCCACUGGCCGAGCUGUCAUUCCACCCUCCCGAGGAGAGCCCUGAAGCCCACCGCCCCGUGCCGGCCACCAGUGACAUGGACCUCAGCGUCAUGAGGAACAGGAUCGCUGAGCUAAAGGCUCAGAUCGGGAAGGAGAACACUCGAGAUCGCUCCGGCUCUCAGCCCGAGAGAGAAGGCUCCUUCAGGAAGGGCAGAGGAGGGAUCAGAGGGAUCUACACCAUGAAGUCCACCAGAGCAGUUGAGAGGACCAAGAAGAAGCUCCAGGAGCAGCAGGUGUCCUACUGGAUGGCCGUCCCCAGCCUCCCUCUGAGACUCUAUGGAGACAACGGGAAGCAGCAGUACAUGUUUCUACUGCACAGUGAACAGGAGAGAGAGAGCUGGAUAUCCAGCAUCAAGAAACUACAACCCAAAGCUGUCAGGUCGGUAUCAUUCAAUCCCCUGGAGCUACAAGACCUUCUCAACCGUCAGACUAUCUCCGAACUGAGGAAGAUUGAGGAGGUUACACAGCCUGUGCUAGACGAUGAAUAUCUCAGUGGAAUGUUGAGAAUUAGGAUAAUGAGUGCUACUGACAUCAAGGCCAAGACUGGUGGUAUAUACUGUGCGGUGGAGUUGGAUGAAUAUGGUAAGUUUGAGAGGAAGGCCAAGACUCUCCCAGUCCAAAAAUCGAUGCCACCACUCUCGGAGCCACUUGGGACCAGGAUUUUGAACUGGAGGUGACUGGUGCUCACAUCAUAAAGGUCAACAUCUUCAGCAAACAGCUCCUCAAGGAAGAGACCCAUGCCCACGGCAAGAUUAGGCUCCCGAUUCACGAGCUACGCAGCAACAAGAGACACAAGACUGAGAUCACGCUCUACCCACAGGGCUCUCUCCAGAUCAUCAUAGAAUACUCGUCCAGUGCAGUUCGCGACAGAAAGCCGGCUCUCAUGAGUUCUGGGGUCUUUGGAGUGCCCAUUGAAAUUGUUUCAAAGAGAGAGAGACACGACAUUCCACUGAUUGUAGAGACGUGUGUGGAGGAAGUGGAGAGAAGAGGAAUGUCAGAGGUUGGGGUGUACAGAGUGGCAGGUGUCCUGAGGGACGUGAAGGAGCUGAGGGAAGCCUUCGACACAGACUACCUCAAGGCUCAGGUCAUUGCGUUCGAGGCCGACAUCCACGCCGUCGCUGGACUGCUGAAGAAGUAUUUCAGGGAGCUUCCGGAUCCGCUCUUCACCGACGGACUCUAUCUCAGCUUUGUGGACGGAAUGGGUCUGUCAGAGCCCGAGGCCAGAGAGCAGGCUCUGGUUACCCUCCUCUACUCCCUGCCUCCAGUCAACUUCAAGACUGCCGUCUUCCUCUUCAGACACCUCAGAAGAAUUGCGGCCAACUCGAAGGAGAACAAGAUGAACCUCAAUAACCUGGCCACCGUGUUUGGUCCAAACCUCCUUCGCCCCGCACCGAUCGGAACGGAGGAAUCCUUUCUCAACAUGGCCGCCGUGGACGUAGCCACGCCUGUCAACGUCCUCAUGUUCUUCCUCAGCUGUCCCGAGGAGAUCCUGGACGAGGCCCAAAUCUCCACCUCUCCCUCCUCGACGGCGUCCACCGGUCGAGGGAGAUCGCGGAGAGACAGUCGCAAGAAACUGACGUGGAUCGAGGAAGAAGAUGGGGGAGGAGGGAGACAGAUCAGAACAUCCAGAAGAAGUUCAGGAAGAACCUCUCAGACAUAGUAUUAGUAAUCAUCAUGUUAUUGUAAUGCUACAGAGAUAGUGUGUGUGUAUGUGUAUGUAUGUAAACCCAGUCAGUGUGUUGUCCGUGCAUUAUCGCAGCACUUUAUACUACAAUUUCAAUAACGUUAUAUAUAUAUACACUUUUCACUCUGUAUGUGUGUGUUUGUUUGUGUUGUUGUUUGUGUUGUUGUUUGGGAUAUUGUGUGUGUGUACAUUCACGUGAGGAUCUCCUGCACUGAGUUCUUUCUUGUAUGUGUGGAUUCUGUUCUUCAAAACAAUACUGUCAGCUAUAUACUGUUGCUCUAACAAUUCGCCAUCAAUUUAAUUUUUGACUUCAGAAUCUCACUGAUGCAAUAAUGGCCACCACUUCCUAAAGUCCGUCUUUACAGCGUUUUUAAAGUUAUGGCGUGAAAACCAAGUCAACAAGCCAAUAUGCUAAUUAGCACAGGCUUACCCCGACCGGGUCUGCUCGCUCUGCGUAUCUUGAAGGCACAAGAAGUCACA
Molecule: messenger RNA, 3180 nt
Organism: Geodia barretti
Lineage: Eukaryota; Metazoa; Porifera; Demospongiae; Tetractinellida; Geodiidae
Source: the annotation of a GenBank genome assembly